AUGGAAGGGGGGGAGUUGGUUCUCCGAAAUCCUGAUCUACGGCAGACAAUAGUGGAUACUUUGAUAGACGGUGCUAAAGGGAUGUUUCUUUGGGUUCGAUUCCAGCUGAACGAAUUGUGCAUAGCGGAAACGGACGAGGCCAUCAAAGAAACUCUACGCGACUUACCGAAAGAUCUCACCGAAACUUACGAUCGGCUACUAAGCAGGAUUGAAGGUAGCCAACGGCGAGAACUAGUGAUCCGAAUGUUCCGAUGGAUCACUUGCGCUCGCCGGCCCCUCAUUGUGGAUGAACUUUGCGAGGGAAUCGCUUUCGGCAUCGACGAUACCAAAUGGGACAUUAAUAAAAUUCCGACAGACUUUGUCAGACUGAUAAGAGCAUGCAACCAUCUAGUAAUCAUCAACGAUGAAACUAAGACCGUUCAAUUCGCCCAUUACACUGUUCAACAGUACAUUUUGGACAAUCAAGCAGCCAAAGACAUGUUUUUCCAUUUCACAGAUCCAGAAGGUCAGGAAGCGCUCGGCGAGACCUGUGUUGCUUACUUGAACUUCUCAGAUUUCGAGACCCAACUUGGACCAUACAAAAAUGGACAUAUCACUCCUGGUAUAGCUGCCAUCGAGCGGGUCGUGGCAGGCUCCGAUCUCGGUCUGCCCAAAAACCUAUCAGUAGAUGCUAUGAGAUUUUUCAGUCGUAUCACGUAUGGCAAAGCCAGUCGUCCUACGAAUAUUGACUAUGCCCGACAUAUACCACGGGACCCAGAUCCUGUCGAGCACCUGCUGGAACGUUAUCGUCUUCUUAGCUAUGUUCGAGAGCACUGGUUGUGGCACGCCAUGAGCUUCACAUACGAAGGCCAUGCAGAGAACAAGCGAGACAUCAUGUAUCGUGAUCUUUUACUGGAGAAGCACUUGCCUUUCUCCUUCAGGCCUUGGCACACUAAUGGGAAAACCCAGGGUACAUAUCCUUACUUGGAGCCCAUUGGAUGGGCUCUAGCAGCCAACCACUGCUCGUUGAUCCGAGCGAUAUCGACGACAGAAAAGACCUUCGAAGCUAGCAGUUACUUUCAGCAUGCAGCCGGAUGGUUCUUCGAAAGCAGUGACGAUAAUUUCAUAUCGCAACAUAUGAUGGAUCGUCUACAGGACUGUACACAGAACACUGGGGAUCCGAAAUCUAAUGUAAAACUGGGGUGGCUCUAUUCCAGGAUGCUGAAUGCGUGUCAUCGUGGCAACUUGGAUGCCCUGGUUCUCUGUAUGCCACAAAUUUCUUCUACCUCAGGAGCACAGGAGAGUCCCUGGGUCAGAAUUAGGGGACAUCUGAUUCUUGAAGCCGCAAGAAACAACCAUACCACAAUCAUCACUGAGAUCUUGGGAUUCCAUACUUCACCAGAUGUGGGACUGUACGAAGACUUCACAACGACUUACAAGGAGAGUAAUUGCAACGCUCUGGAGAUCGCUGCACUGAGCGGACACAUGGAGAGCACUCAACUUUUGCGCCACCAUGGUUGGCAUCCGAGUACACUUCUUGCAUCUCGAGGCCAAAAGGGGAUCCACCAACUCGAUGAGGCAGUCAGAACUUGCAACUUGGACGUCAUUGCCACUUUACUGGCAACUCUCAGAGUGGCUGGAGAAUAUCCUCACUUCAAUUAUUUGGAAGAAUGGAAAAUGGUCGCCUUUGUGAGCGCUGCUUCUGCUGGCCGACUUUCCGCUGUUCGACUUUUCCGCGAGUGGGGUCUGGAUCCAUUGUCCAAUGGCCAUGGCAUGUGUCCGUUCAUGCGAGCUAUAAGAGAGGGCCAAGCCGAAGUGGUAGAGUACUUGCUCGAUAAAGACUACGAGUUGGGGGUUCCGGGAUGUGGAACGGAGACCAACAUCGAGGGUCUACCUCUCGGUCUUGCUGCUUCGAUGGGACACUUGAAAAUUGCCGAUAUGCUGAUCAAAUGCGGAGCCGACACGUUCUCCAGCGCUGUCAGUGAUUACGCUGGGGGUCGCUUUUUGAAUCAUGGUACCAUUGAGGUGUCCCCCACUCCACUCUACGCUGCGUCUGCCAAUGGCCAUGUUGAAAUGGUGCGGUAUCUCCUGGAGCAUAACGCAUGUCCGAGCCUGUUGAGCCCCACAGGUAUUUUGGAGCUAGAUUCAGUUCAUCCAGACACGGUAACAAUACGCCGCCGAAUCUUCUACUCAGAUAGCCGUGCAGAGGCUAGAGACAUUCUCUCCCGGAUCGAUGUGGCGUAUUAUCAGACACCGCUCUUGGGAGCUACGAUUAAAGGACAGCUUGAGGUCGUCAAGAUUUUAUUGCAGCGUCAAAUCGAUGUCAACAUCAAAGAUUCGAAUGGAGACUCGGCAUUAUUCCUAGCAGCCGCAAUGGGGCAUCGAGAAAUCAUGUCCGCGUUGUUGAGAGCAGGUGCAAAUAUAAAGGACCUUGCUCCUGAAGCCAGGGUGGCGGGACAGCUUUUGAAGUGUGCUGAAAAUCCGGCGCGUGCCAUGGGCAUAAAAUGCCUGUUAGAGCUAGGAGUUUAUCCAGACUAUGUCAACAUGGAGGGGCAAUCUUCACUUUUUAAUGCAGCUAGGACCGGCUCGCCUGAAAGUGUUGUUGCGCUCCUCGAGGCGGGAGCUGAUAUCGAGAGAAGAGAUUUCAAGAAGAACACUCCACUUCUAACGGCUUGUGCGAAUGACAACGCAGAGGCUUUAGCUAUCCUGAUCAGGUCUGGGGCUAACUUGCACGUCAAAAGUGCCCACGGACAAUGUCUCCUGCAUUUGGCUUGUCGUCGCGGGAACGCUGAUAUGGUGAAGCACAUUUUGGAUGCUGGCAUACCAGUCGACACUAAAGACAGUCAAGGGUAUACUGCUCUGCUAGCCAAUUGUGACACUGGUCUCGGUUACACUGCAGUAAUUGAAUUGCUUGUCUCUCGUGGCGCCGAUGUAAACUUCUGCAAAACGUGGCUGCCGGGAGGAAGAACGCCAUUAAUGAUGGCUGCUCAGAAUGGCUCGGAGUCAAUACUUUUAGCGCUGAUCAAAGCCGGAGCUAGGUGGGACCAUGCUGAUGUAAAUGGGAAAACAGCGCUUUUUGCUGCUGCAAGUCUCAUUGGCAAUGAAUCCGCUGUUCAGAAUAUUUUUGACGACGGGGCGUCUGCGUCUCUGACAACGAAGAAAAACGCCGGACUAAGCAUACUAUCAAUAGCCCUUGCUGCGAGACACGAGCAGUUGUUACAAUUGCUUUGCUAA
Molecule: messenger RNA, 3213 nt
Organism: Cadophora gregata
Lineage: Eukaryota; Fungi; Ascomycota; Leotiomycetes; Helotiales; Ploettnerulaceae
Exons: 2
Coding region: 1-3213 (1070 amino acids)
Molecular function (GO): protein binding
Source: RefSeq, a predicted model, not a curated record